ACUUUGGGAAUGGUUUCCAACAAGAAGUAAACAAAGAAAAAUUCAAGUAUUAAAGUGUCAUUACUAUCCAACAAGUUUGACUAUCCCAUGAAAAGCUUUCAUAUGUACUAAAGGAUAAAUUUGCUUUUGACUACUUAUAUAUUGGCCGAACAGUUCCUGUUUGCCAACAUUCGUAUACUUGGGCAUAUUAAAUUGGGUCUAAUAUGUCGGACUUGAUGCUGCUCGCGAGUCUUGUUUUGUCCGUUGUGAACUGCGUUUGCGGUGAGCGCUUGAACGAAUUUGUUUCACAUUACGAACCGCUAAACUAUAAUAGACAUCUACUCGACAGUCAACAUCAUAGAGUUCGUCGUUCGUUGAGCGAUGAAAGUAUCCUUCAUUUCAACUUCAAGGCUCACGGAAGGAAGUUCAAUUUACGAUUGAAACGAGACACAACAAUAUUUGCUCCAGAUUUGGAUGUGGACCCGGAAUUUGAUCCGAGUAAGGUUUACAAGGGCCAUGCUGAAGGCCACCCCAGCUCGUUCGUUCAUGGGUUUAUUCACAAUGGUUUGUUUGAAGGCAAAGUGAGAUUUUCAGAUAAACUUGAAGACGAAUAUCACAUUGAGCCCAGUUUAGACCACUUUCAAGACAAGAAGAAUUUUCAUUCUGUAAUCUACAAGGCCUCUGACCUUAACUACCCGUAUGCAUAUGGCAGCAAUGUUGAUCUCAGCGACAAAACAAGAAACUGGAUGGAGAAAGCCAGAGAAGUGCCUCAAGGUGUUUACCAAGAAGAUGUGGAGAAAGUCCAUCAUCGCUACAAAACAACAACCAAUAAUAAACUUAUUUGCCAACUUCAUUUACGGGCUGAUCAUUUGUUCACGAAGAACAGAGCGCGUGGAGAAAAAGAACGAGCUCUUUUAUUGAUGGCAAAACACGUACAGGCAGCUCACAAAAUUUACAAGGAGACGGAGUUUGUCGUGAAUGGAAAAUCGACAGCUGGAUAUGGUUUCGCUAUUAAGAAAAUGCGAGCAAAUAACACGGAGGAUGAAACAAAACCGGGUAAUCCUUAUGCUCAGGAAUUCAUUGGCGUUGAGAAGUUUUUGGAUAUCAUAUCGCUGGAGCCGACCAGUUCGAAAGAUGGGAACAGAUUUUGUCUCUCACAUGUCUUCACGUAUCGAGAUUUCGAAGAUGGCGUUCUUGGUUUGGCUUGGGUAGCAGAGCCAAAAGGAGUUGCUGGCGGUAUUUGUGAAACGUCCAAACUCUUCCAAGAUGGACGAAAAAAGACUUUGAACACAGGAUUGGUGACUUUCAUCAACUAUAACAAACAAGUUCCCUCUAGGGUUUCAGAAAUAACUUUUGCUCAUGAACUCGGACACAAUUUCGGUGCUCAGCACGACUCGUCCGAAUGCAGUUCUCAGGUUGGUGGCAAUUACAUCAUGUUUCCCAAGGCGACGUCAGGAACUGACCCUAACAACAGAAAAUUCUCGAAGUGCAGCAUCGAUUACAUUUCACCUGUCCUGGCCGCCAAAGCUGAUUGUUUCAAACAAACCGGUGAAGCCAUAUGUGGCAACAAUUUGGUGGAAGAUGGCGAAGAAUGUGACUGUGGUUUUUUCGAUGACUGCAAUGACAAUUGUUGUAAUCACGCGAAUGGUACAGUACACAGCUGUAAACUAAAGGGAGACGCCAAAUGCAGUCCAAGUCAAGGCCUCUGUUGCAAUGAUUCAUGCCAAUUCAAAAAUAAUGAUACCGUAUGCGAAACGGGAGAUUGCAUAGAGGACACGCGUUGCAAUUCCAUGAAUGCUACCUGUCCUCAACCUGUGACCAAAAUGGACAAUGUCACCGACUGUAAUGGCGAUAGGGGUGUUUGCCUCAAAGGGGAAUGCACGGGCUCGCGUUGUUUGAAAUUCAACAUGAGCGAAUGCCAGUGCACUGAAAAGGAAAAUCAAUGCAUGCUUUGCUGCAUGAGUAAUGGCGUCUGUUCACCUCUUGAAGAAACUGGUAAAGAAAAAAUGCAUCUAUUACCUGGUGCACCGUGCAACAACUUCCUAGGAUAUUGUGACAUUCUUCGCAAAUGUCGAGCUGUCGACUCCGAGGGUCCACUUGAACGCAUCAAGAAUCUCAUUUUCGGAGGAGACGCUAUUGGGAAUCUCGUGGACUGGGUCAAAGAUUACUGGUGGGCUACCAUCCUGAUUGGUUUAGGUCUAAUUAUAUUGAUGGCUGGUUUCAUCAAAGUUUGUAGUGUCGCCACACCGAGCAGUAAUCCAAACAAACCCAAGGCGAGGACAAUGUCCUUACGUCGUAAUCCCCGCAGUAACCCAGGUUUCGUUAACAACGAGCCUCCCCCACCGUACGACAUCGAGAUGGGCGACCGAAAUAACCCGCACGGCCGACAAAACGGGCGACGUGCUCGAUAGUCGUCAUUCUCACACAUAUGAACAAAUUUUCAACUAUUCUUUUCCCUUUCUCGAUUUUCAUUGUGCGUUCGGUGGAAUCCCGUUUCGAUCAACCAGAUUGAAUGAUUUCUGCAAGAUGUCUAGGUUUAUGUCAUCAUUGUCAGUCAAGGAAUUGUGAUUUAUUUAGAGGCUUGCGACCACUUUAUUUUCGUCUCGCAUUCUUCAGUAUCCACUUAGAAAGCAACGAUUUGAUUCUCACGUUGAAUAUCACUUUAUCUUAAGUGGUGUCCUUUUUGGGCUGUACUCAUUUAGAGAAACAGCAUUGUAUAUUUUGCCUGCUACCAGGUAAAUGUGCAUGAAAUUUCAACUUUAGUUGGCAUAAACUUGGACUAUUCGACGUUCUUCUUUGAUUGACACAAAUAAUGACAUUCAUGCUAUCUAAUUAGCCGUGACGAAUUUAUGUUUUAAAGUCGCAAGAAAUGUAAAAACAAAAAUUGUAUAGCUUAUCCUAUAAUGUUAUAUUUUGUGUAGUUUUAUAAUUUUAAUCGUUUAUAUUUUGUUAAAAUUUAUAUCAGAAAUUUUUUUCUUAUUUAUCAUAGCUUAAUGUAACUUGUGUGUGUUUUAUUUCAAAGUAAUUCCCAUUCUAAGAUUAUAAAAAAUUCUUCGAACAAUUUUCCGACUACAUUUACAAGAAAAUUCACCUUAUUUCCCCUUCUAAUAUGUUAAUAUUUCUUCGAAUAAUUCCACGACAGCAUUUAUAAGAAAAAUGUUGCUUUUAUAUUAAAAUACAUGUGCGAUGAAA
This is a messenger RNA of Xenia sp. Carnegie-2017, 3171 nucleotides long. Its product is annotated as disintegrin and metalloproteinase domain-containing protein 10-like. Gene Ontology annotation, molecular function: metalloendopeptidase activity. The coding region runs from base 204 to 2390 and encodes 728 amino acids. The transcript is spliced from 13 exons. NCBI's taxonomy places the organism in Eukaryota, Metazoa, Cnidaria, Anthozoa, Malacalcyonacea, Xeniidae. The record is from RefSeq and is a predicted model, not a curated record. Gene Ontology annotation, biological process: membrane protein ectodomain proteolysis; Notch signaling pathway. Gene Ontology annotation, cellular component: plasma membrane.